This is a messenger RNA of Lutra lutra (Eurasian river otter), 745 nucleotides long. It is a transcript of the gene NXNL1, whose product is annotated as nucleoredoxin like 1. Gene Ontology annotation, biological process: photoreceptor cell maintenance. The record is from RefSeq and is a predicted model, not a curated record. Gene Ontology annotation, cellular component: mitochondrion. The transcript has 2 exons. Lineage: Eukaryota; Metazoa; Chordata; Mammalia; Carnivora; Mustelidae. The coding region runs from base 1 to 654 and encodes 217 amino acids.
AUGGCCUCCCUGUUCUCCGGCCGCGUCCUGAUUCGCAACAACAGUGACCAGGAUGAGCUGGACACGGAGGCUGAGCUCAGUCGCAGGCUGGAGAACCGGCUGGUGCUUCUUUUCUUCGGCUCCGGGUCCUGCCCACAGUGUCAAGCCUUCGCACCUAUCCUCAGGGACUUCUUCGUAAAGCUCACAGAUGAGUUCUAUGUGCUGCGGGCAGCCCAGCUGGCUCUGGUGUACGUGUCCCAGGACCCCACAGAGGAGCAGCAGGAUCUGUUCCUCAGGGACAUGCCAAAGAAGUGGCUCUUCCUGCCCUUCGAGGAUGACCUGAGGAGGGACCUCGGGCGCCGCUUCUCCGUGGAGCGCCUGCCGGCUGUCGUGGUGCUCAAGCCUGGCGGGGACGUCCUCACCCGCGAUGCCACCGACGAGAUCCGGCGCCUGGGCCCGGCCUGCUUCGCCAACUGGCAGGAGGCGGCGGAGCUGCUGGACCGCAGCUUCCUGCAGCCCGAAGACCUGGACGACCCCGCGCCGCGGAGCCUCACCGAGCCGCUGCGCCGCUGCAAGUACCGCGUGGACCGGACCGCCCGGGGCAAGCGCGGCCCCGGGAGCGGGAGCCCGCCGGAGGGCGGAGCGGAGGGCGGUGGCGCCGGGGAGCUUUUCUGACCCCUGCGGGGAGCUCGCGCGUGGGGAUUCGGGGCUGCGACCUCCAGAGGAGUUACCGCCCCAGACUCUAAGGGGUCACAGAAGGGGACAC